UUUUUUUUUUUUUAAAUGAAAACAAAAACAGAAAAAGGAAGAGUAGUACUUGCUUUCUCUUUCUCGAUUCCUCUCUCUCAAAAUCGCUGCUCUCAGUUCCUCUCUCACCCGCCGGCCGCUGCUCUCAAUCCCUCUCUCCCUGCUCUCAAUCUCUCUCCCUCACCUCGCCGUAAAGCCGUUCAAUCUUCCGCCGCAGCCGCACCGCACUCACUCUUUCUCUUCGUCUCGUUUGAGAGUGCUCUCAUUAACAUGUAUGCAAAUUGUGGUGCAAUGGAGUUUGCUAGGGAAAUAUAUGAAGGACUUCCGUUGAAAAAUAUGAUUGUUUUGUCUGCUAUUUACCUUCAACUUAGAUGUUGUUUUAUUUUAGUAAACUUUGUUAAUGUUUUAUUAAUGUGUGUUUUGUUAAUAGUUAUGCCUAAACAUGUUUCAUUGUCUACCGAUAAAAUGUCUCGAAUCCCAUCGGUAGUGCCACAAAAGAGAAGAAAGAGUAGUAUAGAAAAUGCCUUCAAUGUUGAGGAUAUGAAUCAUCUUAUAGAAAAUAUAGCAAUGGUAUUUUAUGCUGGUGUCUUAUCUUUCCAUCUUGCUAGAAAUCCUUACUAUGUUAGUUCUUAUUCUUUUGCUGCUAAUCACAACCUUAGUGGCUUCCUCCCUUUAAGUUAUAAUGCUCUAAGAACCACUCUUUUGAAGCAAGAAAGAGCUCAUAUUGAUAGGUUGCUUCAACCUAUAAAAUCUUUGUGGACAUUGAAGGGAGUUACGUUGGUUUCUAAUGGCUGGACAGAUGUGCAAAGGAGGCCUUUGAUAAAUUUUAUUGGCAUUUGUGAAGGAGGACAUAUAUUCUUAAAAGUCGUUGAUGGCUCUGAUGAAUAUAAAGACAAGUUUUACAUGACCAACAUAUUUAAUUCUAGAUGGGCAGACAUUGAGUACGCCCCUGAUAAAAUUUCCUCAAAAAAUUUGCCCAGGCUCUCUAACAUUCCUGGAGUCGCCACUGAUCACCUUCAACGGUGCAUCGUUAACACAAACUUGCCGGAGCAGCUAGCAUCAAUCACCAAAGCAUCCCGGUUAAUUUUCACUGUUCUCUCGUUAUUCGCCAUCGGCAACAAAGCUUGUUCGGUGAUCAGAGGCACUAAAACUCCGGUAGGGAAGAAUCUUAAAGUCUCUUAUCGUUUGAUUUCCAAUUUAAGCUUGACAACAAACCUAGAAAUGAGUUCAGGUGGUGCAUUUGGUGGCAACAGGGGACUCCGUCCGGUGCCUCCCGAAAAGGGUGUUUUCCCAUUGGAUCAUAUGCAUUUGUGUGACCUGGACAAGAAAGAAUAUCUCAACUGUCUAAAGACUGCUGGAAACAAGUCUGAAAUAUGUAGGGAAUUCUCAAAAAAAUAUCUGCAAUGCCGAAUGGAAAAGAACUUGAUGGCAAAGCAAGAUUUGGCAGAACUUGGUUUUAAAGAAGUUAAUGCAGAAACUCCGGGAGGUAAAAUUACCGAGAGGAUUGGUGAUCGCAACCAAUAAGUGUUUGAUAGUUUGCGAUAGUUAGCUUUAUUAAUGUUUGAUAAACACUGUAAGCUUAAGUAGGGGGUUGUGUAAUUUUUUACAUUAUCUUUGGUUUAUGAACUUAGUACCAUUUGUUUUUUUAAUACCAACAUAUAUCAAACAUAAACACACUUUCAAUUUAAAGUUUGUUGUAUAUAUAGUCAUUGUCCAAACUAGAUAUCCAUAAUUGUGUAUGCUUGGAUAGACAACGUGUUUUGACAAAAUCACAUCGACUUUGUUGAAGUUCCAAUGUAUAAUUUCAUCUCUAUUCAAUUCUUGA
Messenger RNA from Trifolium pratense (red clover), 1804 nucleotides. RefSeq names its product cytochrome c oxidase assembly protein COX19-like. Bases 16 to 1503 code for a protein of 495 amino acids. The transcript is spliced from 6 exons. Lineage: Eukaryota; Viridiplantae; Streptophyta; Magnoliopsida; Fabales; Fabaceae. The record is from RefSeq and is a predicted model, not a curated record.